Molecule: messenger RNA, 2788 nt
Organism: Athalia rosae (coleseed sawfly)
Lineage: Eukaryota; Metazoa; Arthropoda; Insecta; Hymenoptera; Athaliidae
Exons: 10
Coding region: 426-1736 (436 amino acids)
Source: RefSeq, a predicted model, not a curated record
UUCAGAGAAUCAGUCGUGUAUGGAACUCCGAAGUGUUUGGACGUAGCUCGCCUUGUUUCUGCCCUAGAUAGCAAGCCCUACAUUAAUAUAGUUUAAAACAUAUCGGUGGUCUACUUCUGGUGCACCUCUGAACAAAAUUAAUUUGUUUUUUCUUUCGAAAUACGCACUACGCAUUGAUAUUUUCAUGUUAUACGAUUAGAAAAGAACCAAAAUAACGAUUUUCGUUCUUCUUACGCAACCGAUAUAAGGUACUCGCAUCAGAUCGACCUACGCACAUUUGGAUCACCAUUUUUCUUACAAAAUUUUUAUUUCUCUCUGUACUUCACCUUCUCAAUAAACAUGUGCCUCCACUGCAGUGAAAGUGAAAAAGAAAACUUUUAAUAUCGUAGCUCGGCAGAAAAAAUAUCAUUUUCCAAAGAACAAGAAUGGCGUCCACCUUUUUGGUAAUUGGAACUAUCCUACUCGGAACUACAACCUGGAACACGGUGAAUGGACAAACUUGUUCGCGAGAGGAACAUCAGAGAUGCGUUUCACUCGCAGAUCCAUUGCUCAAGGAUCCUCAUCUGAUAUUUCCAGACAACAUGCAGGACAUCGAUUUGGUGUGCAGGACGUGGGCAAGUUUUGUAGAUUGUAUCCGCCGAUAUAUCGAAAAUUGUUUCACCGAGCAGAGGAGAGAGCAAUUCAACUUGGCGGUAGAGAUGCCAAUCGCUUCCGUACACCAAAUGUGUUCGGUAUCUACUUAUCAAGCCGAAUAUCUACAACAUGCCACGUGCAUUAAAGCAACGGUCACAGAAGCCGAACAUUGUGGUGGACAAUACGCGGCUUUGGUUGACGAAGUUUCCAGAGGUCAAGUCGCCAGGAACAGUCUGUGCUGUUCCCACCAUCGUUUCCGAUCUUGUGUCAUCGCGGAGGCACGUUUGCGCUGUGACGCCGGUCAAGGCGAAGGUCCGGCUGCCAGAUUUUCAAGACAAGUUCUCGACAAGGCUCUGAGAUUCCUGCAAGAUCAGUGUCACAAUUACAUACCGAACAGUGGCGAUUGUCCAGCUUUGACGACCGAAAAUAUGCUGUCGGUAAGCCCCCUCGGUGAUGUUCAUCACGGUCAACCCGGUACUUUGGGAACAAGAAGUCGACCUUAUCAUCGCACUGCGACACCGGAAUUAAUUUCGGGCCAAGCAACGAGCGUCCACGAUACAAAUUCGAAUACCGUUUACCCGAACGGAUUCCGAAGCACCGGACGAUCGCUGAAUCCUUCACCGGCCCCAAACACGGAGAGGACUGAUUCUUGGACACCGUCUACGUGGAUGUCGUCGAUAAAUGUCAACCAAAAUAGCGUCAGUUUAAAUAAUAACGCUCUUCCAAGUAGAAUCGGUGGCGACAUGGAAGGAGAAGAAGUAGCUCAGGUGGAAACCACCCAGCCAAAUUACAACAAUAAUCAACACGAAGGGGAGCAAGCCGUAGUCGUUACGCAACGACCAUCGACUUAUGGAAGAGGAAUGUCUUGGACGUCACCUGCGACCGAACCACCACCGGAAAUACCCGCUUGGGCUACCAGCACUUGGCUCGUUUCUAAUCAAAUACCUGUAACCGAUGAAACCUGGUAUCCAGCGGCAGGUAGCUACGGUGGAAAUCACAUAGACGAACCGAAUCAACAGGGAUUAUCGAAGAAUGAUCAGGCUAGGCUAGAAAAUAAAUUCGUUGCGAUGGUUUGCAUGAUUAUUAUUGCUUAUGUUAUUUAAGUGGAAAAAAAAAAUAACGAAUAACUACAAUUAAAAAAUAAUAGGUGGAUAUGAUCUAUUAUUUUUUAAUAGCGCAAUAAUAAUAGGAUAAAAAAAAUUCCCGGCAAAAUUGUUAUUUUCUUCCAUUCUUUCGUUUCAUUGAACGUCAAAGUAAGAAUUAGUGGUACAAUUAUUAAUUUAUUAAUAUUAUUGUUAUUAUUUCCACGUGAAAUGUAAGUUUAUGGGUAUAAUGGGUAUGUCAUUGAUAUUCUUCAUAUUGUCUUAUAAAGAUCUCCGGUAUUUUAUAAUACGUCGGAAGUCUGAUUAAUUGGAAAUUAAUUAACAAUUUCAAAGUACCGUGAAUCAGAAUUGAAUCAGCAUGAAAAUGUUGGUCAGAGUUCAGAGUAUUUGAGCAGAGCCACUUUCAGACUAAUUCAAUUACAAAUUAUUAUUGUUUAGAAUAACGCGCUAUACUAGUCAAUCACAAAGAUAGAAACCGUAUACGUAAAUAUAUGCCUAGGAUACAUAAAUGUACAUAUUUUAUGAAUAUACAUAUCACGGCUCCCCAAAAAAUUCAUAUAUGGUGCUUAAUAUGUGUAGGGACAUGCUGAAAUUUAACAUCGUCUAAACAAAUUAUAAUAAUAUAGAAAUUAGUCUAACAAAAAUGAAUUUACAAUUACCAUAGACCCUGCUUUUCUUUACCACAACUGAAAGAUUCUUUCUCAACAUAUCCGGAAAAUAAUUUAAACGAUACCUGCAAUAUUGUUACCAUGUUUUGUUAUUUACCAGAUUUUUAUCUAUUUCAGCAUGCGGAAUAGAAAGAAAGAAAAAAUGUUGAUAAUAAAUAAAUCAUUCCAACAAGUAUUUGGCGAUAAGAGAAUUGUCUUAUCAAAUCCAAACUCAAAAUAGUUGCAGCUAAUUAUGUAAUAAACUCAUAAUACAAUAAGUGGUGCACACACAUAUACCAAGUAAAAAAUAGAAAAAAAAAACAGAAAAAAAGAUAACACAAUGAUUCUAAUCGAUGUAACAGUACGUGUAAAAAAUAACUAUUAUCAAAUAAUGAUUGUAAAUUA